This is a messenger RNA of Maylandia zebra (zebra mbuna), 1098 nucleotides long. RefSeq names its product MIA SH3 domain containing (gene mia). NCBI's taxonomy places the organism in Eukaryota, Metazoa, Chordata, Actinopteri, Cichliformes, Cichlidae. Gene Ontology annotation, biological process: extracellular matrix organization. The record is from RefSeq and is a predicted model, not a curated record. Gene Ontology annotation, molecular function: protein binding.
CUGACAGAAAGAACAGGGAAUACUGGAAAAGUGGGGUAAAAUUAAUAGUUGCUGAUUGGAUAUCAGGCAGUUAAACAAGGAAGUGAUUAAUUCUGGGGAAUUCACUGGGGAGGGGUUUGCAUUGCGUGACAGAUGGAAAAGUCUAGGACACAAGCAGGGGUCUGUCUACUCCCCACCCCCUUUGCCCCAUCCUGUUUACCUGCUUGAAGAAUUUCAAAGGAGCUCUGUGUGUGCUCAUGUGACGAAGGGUUGGGGGAAGAAGAAAAAGGGGACUGCUUCUGCUGCACCUUCAUUUUAAGAGUGGCCAAACAGACUUACAAGAAGACUGAAAACCAGGACCUUCCCAGCUGAGAAAAAAGGCUUUUCCAUCAGUAGGUACAUUGACGUAAAGACAUGGCUUUUGAACUGUGGUUUGCUCUUUCCCUGUGCCUUGUGUUGGGAACCUCUGAAGCUGGAAAGCAAAUGCCUAAACUCUCUGACAAGAAACUCUGUGCUGACUCCGAGUGCAGCUAUCCUAUCUUGAUAGCUCGUGCACUGCAGGACUACUACCCUGGAGACUGCAGGUUCAUCCCCAUCAGGCAGGGGCAGCUUGUCUAUGUUUAUGCAAUGCUAAAAGACAGAGGGAAUCUCUUCUGGGCUGGCAGUGUACAAGACGCCUAUUAUGGACAACAGGAAGCUCGCAUUGGCCACUUCCCCAGUAGCAUAGUGGAGGAGACACAUGCUCUCAUGCCAGCCACAACUGAAGUCAAAACUACUAAAUGGGACUUCUACUGUUACUGAUAAUACACUUCCCAAGAAACUUAACUUGAUAUGAUGCACACUGCUGACAGUUUAUUUUUAUGCAUCUAAUAACAUGAGCGCCAAUAGAAGUAUGCAUAAACUCUGCACAGCAAUGAGUGCAUGUAUUAUUAUGAAAACGUAUUAUUAUAAUUUCAUGUCUCCAUUGAUGGUCUUGCUGUCUUUCGAUGACUUAGACAUCAGCAGCGGUUCUGCAGCCUUGCUUUGUUGACAGAUGAACGAUGUACAUUGUCUGUAAUGCUCCUGUUUAUCUGAGGUUUUGCAGAUAAUAAUAAAAGUUGUCCAUCGUGUACUUACAAA